This is a messenger RNA of Aureobasidium namibiae CBS 147.97, 3180 nucleotides long. RefSeq lists its product as uncharacterized. The record is from RefSeq and is a predicted model, not a curated record. Lineage: Eukaryota; Fungi; Ascomycota; Dothideomycetes; Dothideales; Saccotheciaceae. Bases 1 to 3180 code for a protein of 1059 amino acids. Gene Ontology annotation, molecular function: oxidoreductase activity, acting on the aldehyde or oxo group of donors; sulfite reductase (NADPH) activity; flavin adenine dinucleotide binding. The transcript has a single exon. Gene Ontology annotation, cellular component: cytosol.
AUGGCUUCCGAGCAACAAUCCUCCAGUCUGCCUUUUGGCCAGAAUGUCGCCCUGGGACAUGUCAGCGGUCCUACCUACUUGACUGCUCAGACCCUGGUCCAGCAGGUCGCAUACUCGCUCUCGGACAAGAUCUUCUCGUACUCGCCCGAAACCUUCGACCUUGAUGUCGCCGCAAAGAGCUGGGAAAGCGCCGGCGAGCAAAAUGUCCAUGGCUACAAGACCGGUCUCACUUCAAUGGAGACUCGCUCUGGUGCUGGUUCAAUUGCUCUCGGAUACAUGUUUUCCAAGGACUUUGACCUGAAGAAGCGUCACAUCCCUCAGUCCAUCGUCGCCUCCUCUGGUUCUCUUGCCCACUUGCGCCCCGCCCUUGACCAAUUGGCUCUCCUCUACAAUGUUGCCAAUCCUACCGUCGCCCACGUUGCUGCUGUUGACUAUGCCGCCAACUCAUCCACUGGUCUCGUUACCGACUACGUUUCGGCCCUCCGUCUCGCCGAGGAGCUCGGUUUGGGUCUGGUUGCAUCCGCCUCCGCUUACGAGAUGCAGCACAUGUCUCUGUUCGCUACCCUCAUGGCCUCGAUCGUCCCUUCUCUCCACGUUUACGACGGUAUCACUGUUGGCAGGGAGACCACCAGAAUCAUUGACGUCCUCGACAAGUCUGGUCUCAAGAAGACCUACGACGCCAUCCUGGGAGAUUCGUCCCUCACCGACAAGAAGCACUCUGACAACGAGGGCAGAGUCAGCCGUCUCAUGAAGGCUUUUAACAACGAGCUGGGCACUGACUACAAGCUAUUCGAGUACUCCGGUCACGCCGAGCCUGAGUCUGUUCUGGUCGUCUUCGGUACCGUCGAGGCUUCUCUGGCCUCGCAGAUUGCCCGUGCCCUUUCCGAGAAGGGUGUCAAGAUUGGUGUCAUCAAUGUCCGCGUGUACCGUCCCUUCGUUGAAGAGGAGUUCCUCGAAGUCCUUGCCCCCUCGGUCCAGAACGUUGCCGUCCUCGGCCAAGUCAUUGACCAGUCCGCCGUCACCGAUGAGUCCCAGCACUCUGGUCUCUACACCGACGUUCUUGCUGCCCUCAGCUUUGCUACCAUGAACAAGACCCCCGCUGUCUUCGACAUCAAGUACGCCAGAGAGCAAGUCUGGACACCUACAUCGGUCGCUGGCCUUCUGCAACAGAUUGGUCAGAAGAUCGACCAUGCCCCUACUGAGGCAGAGCGCUUCGAGCUCCCCACUGGUGAUGUGCAACAGUACACUUUCUGGGACGUUGACAGCUCAAACGCUGUUUCAGCUCCUAUCAUGGUUGGCCAACUGCUGUCCGGUGACUCCAAGCUCAACGUCAGUGUCCGCAGUGGUCACGAUAACCUCGUCGCUGGUGGUGCCAUCCGCACUGACAUUAGAACCUCAGCCAAGUCGAUCGAGGCUGCCUACUCCAUCAGCUCUGCUGACGUUGCCAUUGUCAAUGACGCUAGUCUGCUGAAGAGCUUUGACGUUCUCAAGUCUGUCAAGGAUGAGGGUACCGUUGUCGUCAAGCUUGCUGGCGUUAAGGAUGACGAGAUUGAGAAGCACCUCUCCACAGAGGUUCGCAAGGCUCUGGCCUCCAAGAAGAUCCAGCUCUUCGCUCUCGACACUGCCGCCUCUGCCAAGGUCGAGGAGCAGCCUGAGCUUGAGAGCUACCUUGUCCAGCUUGCUUUCCUGAAGCUUGCCCGUGGUGAUCUUUACGAGACUGGCGUCAAGAAGCUCGCAGGUGGCAACGAUGCCCUUGAAGCUCUCUCUAAGGAGAUCGACGAUGUCGUCCGCAAAGUCGAGAUCCCUGAGUCUUGGCUCACUGUUGAGCCCGAAGCUAACCAGCCCUCGCUCAUGCCCGAGGACUUGAACAUCAACAGUUUCAUAAAGUUCGACAAGGAGGACCCCGAAGAGGCUUACCUUCUCAGAAACUGGGAGAAGGUUGCCAAGGGUCUUGUCUUUAAGGAGGCUUACGGCACUCAGAACGCUCUUCGUCCCGACCUCAGCGUCAAGACUGCAGUUGUCACCGUCAAGGAGCGUCGCCGCCUGACCCCUAGAACCUACGAUCGUAACAUCUUCCACAUCGAGUUUGAUCUCGGUGAGACUGGUCUUACCUAUGCUAUCGGCGAGGCUCUUGGUAUUCACGCCGAGAACGACAAGACCGAGGUCGAGGAAUUCAUCAAGUGGUACGGUCUCAACCCUGAUGAGGUUGUCGAGGUUCCUUCUCGCGAGGACGCCCAGGUUCUCGAGAACCGCACUGUUUACCAGGCCCUUCUCCAAAACGUCGAUAUCUUCGGACGUCCUCCCAAGCGCUUCUACGAGGCUCUCGCCGAGUACGCCUCAGACGAAGCCGAGAAGACCCAGCUGCUCUUGCUUGGUACCGGUGGUAACCAGGAAGCCCAGGUUGACUUCAAGCGUCGUGCUGAGGUUGACACUGUCACCUAUGCUGACCUCUUGCUCGAGUUCCCCUCUGCUCACCCUUCGUUCCACGACAUCGCCCGUCUGGUGGCUCCUAUGAAGCGUCGUGAAUACUCUAUUGCUUCUUCGCAGAGAGUCACUCCCAACUCUGUCACCCUGUGUAUUGUUACUGUCAACUGGGUCGAUCCUAAGGGUCGUGAUCGCUUUGGUCAAGCUACUCGUUACCUCAACGCUCUUGAAGUCGGUCAGACUGUCACCGUCUCUGUCAAGCCCUCGGUCAUGAAGCUUCCACACAAGUCAACCGCCCCCAUCAUCAUGGCCGGUCUUGGUACGGGUCUUGCUCCCUUCCGCGCUUUCGUCCAGGAACGUGCCUGGCAGAAGGAGCAAGGCAUGAACAUUGGUGCCGUCAUGCUUUACAUGGGUUCUCGUCACCAGAAAGAGGAGUAUCUUUAUGGUGAGGAAUGGGAGGCAUACCAAGACGCUGGCAUUAUUACUCACAUGGGUUGUGCUUUCUCUCGUGAUCAGCCCGAGAAGAUCUACAUUCAGGAUCGCAUGCGCGAGACUUUGAAGGAGAUUCGCCAGGCUUACCUUCGCGAUGAGGGUGCCUUCUACCUCUGUGGUCCUACCUGGCCCGUGCCUGAUGUCACCAAUGUCCUUGAGGAGGCCAUUGAGGUUGAGGCCAAGGAGAACGGCAAGAAGGUCGACUCUCGCAAGGUUAUUGACCAGCUCAAGGAUGAGGAGAGAUACGUUCUCGAAGUCUACUAG